UGGGCUGGUGGGUGUUUAUGAUGAUCUCCAACAUUCAGGACAACUCCCUCUGUGCUCCACACACACACACAGACACACACACACCGGGACCCACCGACAGAGACCCUCGGAGUAGUGCGGACAGUGAUCGACCUCUGAGAUGUGGAUCCUUCAUCUCGCGAUACUUUUGGCCGUGGGAUGGCGGGCCGGGGCGAUGCUCCCCGACUUCGGGGAGGGCUGCACCGUGGGGAGCUGCUACCCCGCCACGGGGGACCUACUCAUCGGCCGCGAGGACAAGCUCAGCGUCUCCUCCACCUGCGGCCUGGAGGAACCCGAGCGCUACUGCAUUGUGGGACAUCUCGAGGGGGAGAAGAAGUGCUUCACGUGUGACUCGAAGCACAUGUAUGACGAGCGACUGCACCCCGACAGCCACACCAUCGAGAACCUGGUCACCACCUUCGCCAGCAACCGGCUGAAGACCUGGUGGCAGUCGGAAAACAAUAUGGAGAAUGUCACCAUACAGCUGGACCUGGAAGCCGAGUUCCACUUUACGCAUCUGAUUAUGACCUUCAGGACGUUCCGGCCGGCCGCCAUGGUGAUCGAGCGCUCCAUGAACUUCGGGAAGACGUGGCAGGUGUACCGCUACUUCGGCAACAAAUGCCAGAAGGCGUUCCCGGGCGUCUCCCAGGGGCCCAUGGUCGACGUGGACGACGUCAUCUGCGACUCGCGCUACUCCGAAAUCGAGCCCUCGACCGAGGGAGAGGUGAUUUUCCGAGUGUUGGACCCUGCCUAUGAAAUCGAGGACCCCUACAGCCCUAGGAUUCAAAACCUGCUGAAGAUCACCAACCUGCGUGUGCGCUUCUCCAAGCUCCACACGCUGGGCGACAACCUGCUUGACCACCGCGACGAGGUCACCCAGAAGUACUACUACGCCCUCUACGACAUGGUCGUCCGCGGCAACUGCUUCUGCUACGGGCACGCCGCCAAGUGCGCCCCGAUGGAGGGGGCGCGCGAGGGCGUGGAGGGCAUGGUGCACGGUCGCUGUGUGUGUGAACACUACACUGAGGGUCUGAACUGCGAGCGCUGCCAGGACUUCUACCACGAGCUGCCCUGGAGGCCCGCCCUGGGGUACAACACCAACGCCUGCAAGAGGUGUGAGUGUAACCACCACUCGUCCGCGUGCCACUUCGACAUGGCGGUGUACGUCUCCACGGGCAACAUGAGCGGCGGCGUGUGCGAGGCGUGCCUCCACAACACCGACGGACGCCAGUGCGAGCAGUGCCGCCCCUUCUUCUACCAGCACCCCAGCCGAGACCUGAGGGACCCCCACAUCUGCGAGCCGUGUAACUGCGACCCGGAGGGCUCCCUGCAGGGGGGCAUGUGUGACGGCCGCACCGACGUCAGCGCGGGGCUGAUCUCUGGUCAGUGCCGCUGUAAGGCCAGCGUGGAGGGGGAGCGCUGUGACCACUGCCGACAGGGACACUACGGCCUGGGACAGGGGGACAGCGGCUGCCUGCCGUGCACCUGCAACGCGCUGGGCACGUUGCCGGGGGGAACGCCCUGCGACAUGCACUCGGGGAAGUGCUUCUGCAAGAGGCUGGUCGACGGGGACCACUGCGACCUCUGUCUGCCACAACACUGGGGCUUGUCCAAUGACAUGGACGGCUGCAGAGCAUGUGACUGCGACCAGGGCGGGGCUAUCCACAACAAUUGUAACCAGCACACAGGGCAGUGUGAGUGCCAGGAGCACAUGUCAGGGCGGCGCUGCGACCAGGUGGACUCCGGCUUCUACUUCAUCGCCCUGGACCACUACACCUACGAGGCCGAGGACGCCGCGCACGGACCCGGCGUCACGGUGGUCCCUCGCCCGUCCCCAUUGGACCGGAGCCCUACCUGGACAGGUGUGGGCUUCGUCAACGUUCCGGAGGGCGCCUUCCUGGAGUUCACCAUCGACAACGUCCCCGAGUCCAUGGACUACGACCUGCUCAUCCGCUACGAGCCCCAGCUCCCGGAGGAGUGGGAGAACGUGAGGAUCCAGGUGGACCGGCCGGACCCCAGCCUCCUGGAGACCACCAGCCACUGCGGCACCUCCGACUACCUGCAGAGCGGCGACGAGCAGACCGUCGCCCUGUCCCCCGGCUCCAGGCACGUGGAGCUGGGCUGGCCCGUGUGUUUGGAGCAGGGCCUCAACUACACCGUGCGCCUCACCCUGCCUCACUACUCAGCGCACGCACAAGUACACAAGCCCCACACCCUCAUAGACUCGCUGGUGCUGAUGCCGCGGGUUCAGGAGCUGAACCUGUUCGAGGGCUCGGAGGGGGAGGCGGCCUGGGACACCUUCCAGAGGUACCGCUGUCUGGAGAGCAGCCAGAGCGUGGUGAAGAGCCCCGCCACCGACAUCUGCGACGACUACAUCUUCAGCGUGUCGGCGCUGCUGCACCAGGGCGCCAUGGCCUGUCAGUGCGACCCCCAGGGGGCCCGGUCAGCCGUGUGCGACCCCAGCGGGGGUCAGUGCCAGUGCCGGCCCAACGUCGUCGGGCGCAACUGCGAGCACUGCUCCCCGGCCACCUUCCUGUUCGGCCCUGACGGCUGCAGACCGUGCGAGUGCGACCCUCGCGGCUCGGCCCACGCCUUCUGCCACGAGGCCACGGGGCAGUGCGCAUGCGUUGCCGGGGCGACGGGGCGGCAGUGCUCCGGCUGCCUGCCGGGUCACUGGGGCUUCCCCCACUGCCGGCCGUGCCACUGCAACGGGCACAGCGCCCACUGCAGCGCCCACAGCGGGGAGUGCCUGGACUGCAGGGAGAACACCGCCGGGCACAACUGUGAGAGGUGCCUGGUUGGUUACCACGGCGACCCCGCGCUGGGGUCCGGCGGGAACUGCCGCCCGUGCAUGUGUCCCGACGGGCCGGGCAGCCGGCGGCAGCACGCCGACGGCUGCUACCACCACCACGACCAGGACCUGAUGGUGUGUGCCUGCAGGCCGGGAUACAAAGGCGUCAGGUGCGAGGAGUGCGCCCCCGGUCACUACGGCGACCCCCAGGUCCCGGGGGGCCGCUGCAUGCCCUGCCAGUGCAGCGCCAACAUCGACCUGCAGGACCCCGGCGCGUGCGACGCGCGCUCGGGGGCGUGCCUCCACUGCCUGCACCACACCGAGGGUCCCGCCUGCGACCGCUGCCGCGCCGGCUACCACGGCAACGCCGCCACCCAGAGCUGCAGGAAGUGCAUGUGUGAGCCUCUGGGCUCUGCGGCGGGGGCCUGCCCUGCCGAGGGGGGGUGCCAGUGCGACCGCCGGACGGGCCAGUGCCCGUGCCGGCCCAGCGUCCUGGGCCAGAGCUGCGACCGCUGCGCCCCCGACACCUGGGGCCUGGGCGGGGGGGAGGGCUGCCAGAGCUGCGACUGCGAGCCCGGCCACGCCUUCGGGCCCUCCUGUGAUGUGCUGACAGGACAGUGCUCGUGUAAACCAGGCUUCGGUGGGAGGACGUGUCGGGAGUGCAGAGAUCUGUUCUGGGGGGAUCCCAAGGUCAAAUGUCACGCCUGCGCCUGCGACCCUCGCGGCAUCACGGGCGAGCAGUGCCACCGCGCCUCCGGCCAGUGCCCCUGCGUGGCGGGCGUCUCGGGCCCCCGCUGCGACCAGUGCGCCCGCGGCUCCAGCGGCGCGUUCCCCGCCUGCGAGCCGUGCCACGGCUGCUUCGCCCUGUGGGACGUCGCGGUGGGCGAGCUGACCAACCAGACGCGGGCUCUGAGCGGGCACGUGGCCGAGCUGCAGAGCGGGGGCGGGGCGGUGACGGCGCCGUACCGGGAGCUGGUCGGCCGCCUGGAGGCCAACGCCGCCGCCGUACGGGUCGUCCUGGAGGGGGACGGCGCCGUCGCGGCCCUGGACGAGGCCAGCGAGCUCAUGAACCACAUCCUCGGCGUGAUGUCAUACCUGAACGGGAUGCUCAACACCACCGACGGCGACCUGGGCAGUCUCCGGGACCAGGGCAACACCACCCGCGCCACCCUGGACCAGCUGACGGAGGAGGCGGGCGCCCUGGAGCGGACGGUGAAGGAGCUGAAGGAGCAGGUGUACAACGCCAAGAACUCCAACUUCCAGGGAGCGAUGGACACCAUCUCUCAGGCGCACUUGGACUCCACCAUGGCUGAGCUGCAGGUCAACUCCUCCACCAGUCACCCCGGCAACACCGUGGAGCAGUCGGCGGCCCUACGGAAAGCCACCGAGGACAAACUGAGCGGCUCCCAGAAGGAGUUUGAGCGCAAGGUGGAGAGGCAGACGCAGAAGCUGGACAAGCUGGACGCCUCGCUGGAGGAGAUGGACCUCUUGGAGCUCAGCGUGAAGACGUGCGGCGCUGUUGGGGGCAACGACGAGGCCUGCUCCGGGGCCCCCUGCGGGGGUCUGGGCUGCGUGGGGGAGGACGGGGCCCCCCGGUGCGGGGGCCAGACGGACUGUAAGGGCCUGGUGGCCGCCUCCGCCGCCGCCCACAAGUCGGCCCAAGACCUGGACCUGGAGAUCGUCUCCGCCAUGCAGGAGGUGGAGAAGCUGUCCCGCUUGGUGUUGGAUGCCAAGCUGCGUGCGGGCGAGGCCAAGGUGACCGCCCAGCAGGUACUGGUCAGAGCCAAUCAGAGCAAGGAGAGGGUGGAGCAGAGCAACGAGCAGCUGCGCGCGCUCAUCAGGGACAUACGAGACCUCCUGACCAACGGCAAGGCCAACGUGUCGGUGGUGGAGAUGGUGUCCAACGAGGUGCUGGCCAUGGAGCUGCCCACCUCGUCGUCCGAGCUGCAGAACAUGACCCGGGACAUCCGGGAGCGGGUCAGCUCUCUGACCAGCGUGGAGGGCGUCCUCAGCCAGAGCGCCGAGGACAUCGCCGCCGCUGAGAGGCUACUGCUGCAGGCCAAGGCCGCCAGUGAGGAGGCCUCCACCCUGAAGGAGACCAUCGACUUGGCCCGGGCGGCGCUGGAGGAGGCAGACAAGGCCCAGAACCUGGCCAGUGACGCCAUCCAGCAGGCCAUGCAGAACACCAACAGCACCAUGACCCUGCUACUCUCGGUGGAGUCGGCGACGGAGGCGUCGGAGUUCUCCCUGAGCAACGCCACGGGGCGCCUGCUGCAGCUGGAGCGGGAGGUCGGGCUGCUGAGGCAGAGCCACCUGGAGGCCAGCCGCACGGCCGCCGGCGCCACCGCCAGCAGCGAGCGGGCCAGCGAGGACGCAGAGCAGGCCCAGCAGGAGUUCGACGGGGCGGUGACGGAGCAGUACGGCCGAGCCCAGGAGCUGGUGGAGGAUAAGGGGGAGGUGGUGCUGGAGGCCAGACGGAGGGCAGACGCCCUGCAGACGGAGGCCAAGGAGCUGCUGGCCCAGAGCAGCGACAAGCUCCAGAGGCUACGAGAACUGGAGCGGUCCUACGAGGUGAACCAGCGCACCCUGGAGGACAAGGCGGAGGAGCUCGCCCUCCUGGAGCAGACUGUGCGCAAGGUGAUGGACGAGAUCAGCCACAAGGUCACGCUCUACAGCACCUGCCUCUGAUCGUCGCCAUGACGACCGCGGCGGCGGCGGGGCUCAGGCGCGCCCACGAUUCCGUCGAAUGCCUCGUUCGUUGCGGCCAUCUUCAAUUCGAGAUUACCACGAUGGAGCCAAGAUGGCCGCUAGGGGGAAGGAGGCCCAUAAUUGAAGUGUAAAAGGUUACAAUUUUUGUAUCCAUCGUAUAAGCUAGUUUAUUUUUUAUUUACAUGGCAAAGAAUGUUGCUCCUAAAUUGAAGACCAAUGGUUUGUAGCCAGACCAAGACAGGACUGUGGUGCCAUAAGUGUUAUAUUGACCUUAUUCUAAUUGCAAAAUGGACCAAUGAACACCAUAGGAAUGACCACUGAAAAAUAUAUAAUAUAUAGCACAGUAUGAUUGCACAUAUUCCAUCACGUUGUUUUUAAUAAACUCAACAAAAAUGUUGCAUGGACCAAAGAGAUUAUGCAGAUCAUUCCUGUAAUGGCUCUAUUAAAUUAACAAUUUCCAUUAAAUAAAACUAUGCUGCAUCUCAUUGUGUUUUUGGAUUUGUGACAUAACAAAAUGACAGACAUUCGAACAUGCUGGGAUGAAUUUCCACCUGGCCAUUUCAUAUCAACGUUCCAGUCUACACUAAGACACUUUUUUCAGUUCAGUUCGUGUCGACAAAAUAAACUUUGGGUCCACUGGCUUAAACACAUUGCAAUUCAAGACUUAUUGUCUUCAACAACAUCUAAACACAUGCAGUAAAACUGAAAACUCAAAGGAAAUGACGAAACAGAAAUAUUCAGUACCUUCAGAGGAGGGAAAUAAAACGGACAAUGGCUGUUUGGAGUCCAUUUAUUUCUGUAUAAACAAACCAGGUUGGGACCGCUUAAAAACUCAUUCAGUGU
Molecule: messenger RNA, 6361 nt
Organism: Gadus chalcogrammus (walleye pollock)
Lineage: Eukaryota; Metazoa; Chordata; Actinopteri; Gadiformes; Gadidae
Product: laminin subunit beta-1-like
Exons: 33
Coding region: 140-5497 (1785 amino acids)
Biological process (GO): axon guidance
Cellular component (GO): basement membrane
Source: RefSeq, a predicted model, not a curated record